AUGUCUAUGUCUAUCCACAUCUACAAGUCACAAAUCGACAUGGCGCGACCUCUGGAUACAUACGACUUACUCUCGUUUGACUGCUACGGCACCCUCGUCGACUGGGAGAGCGGGAUAUUCCAAGGCUUAAAACCAUUAAUUGAUCGCUUAGGCAAUCAAAAUUCAUUGAGAGAUGACAAGAUUACAAUCUUGCGGCGUUAUAUGUAUCACGAGGGUCGCGUUCAGAAAGCUUUCCCAACCCUGAAAUACGCAUCUAUAUUAUCCAAGGUAUAUGAAGAGUUGGCGUCUGAGUGGGGACUCAGGGAAACAGUCACCGACAAGGAGAGUGCAGCUUUUGGAGCCAGUAUUGGGUCCUGGUCGGUAUUUCCCGACACUCUCGCAGCACUGCUCGAACUUCAGAAACAUUUCAAGCUGGUCAUCUUAUCCAAUGUUGACAAAGAAUCAUUCAGCAAGACGCUUGCUGGUCCGCUUGCUGGUUUCAAAUUCGAUGCCAUCUACAUUGCCGAAGAAAUCGGGUCCUACAAGCCAGAUUUAAACAACUUUCAGUAUCUCGUACAACAUUGCGAAAAGGGCCUUCAAGUUCCGAAGGAGAAGAUAUUACAUACCGCAUACGCUUUGAUUCAUGACCUGACUCCAGCCCACAAGUUAGGGCUGAGUACUUGCUGGAUAGAGAGAAAACCGAAUGCGAUGGGCGGGGAAUUAUCACAAGUCCAGGGUCAGCUAUCACUAGACUUUCGGUUCAGAUCAAUGGGAGAUAUGGCGGAUGCAAUCCGCAGUCUUUAA
Molecule: messenger RNA, 783 nt
Organism: Talaromyces stipitatus ATCC 10500
Lineage: Eukaryota; Fungi; Ascomycota; Eurotiomycetes; Eurotiales; Trichocomaceae
Product: haloalkanoic acid dehalogenase, putative
Exons: 2
Coding region: 1-783 (260 amino acids)
Source: RefSeq, a predicted model, not a curated record